GCCAAGUCUGCUGCCACGUGCCGGGCAUCGCGCGGUCAGUCAGUGCUGCGUUGGACAGUAAAAAGAGAAGCGGCGCGCGAGCUUACACAGCCGCCACGUUCCGAUCAGAGAUAAAGUGGACCGACUGAACGCAAACAUAGGACGAGAUAAGGAAGGAGAUUUAUCAACGAGUCUGCUUUACGAAGUUCCACUUUCUGCCAGCUGUGCACCACUGCUGUUGAGGCUUUGGUAUGAGCCUAUGCGGCAGGAAAGCGCUGACGUUGCUGAGCAGCGUGUUCGCUGUUUGCGGCCUCGGCCUGUUGGGGAUCGCCGUGAGCACCGACUACUGGCUCUACCUGGAGGAGGGGGUCAUCCUUCCCCUCAAUCAGAGCACGGAGAUGCGCAUGUCCCUUCACUCUGGCCUCUGGAGGGUUUGCUUCCUUGCUGGGGACGAGAAAGGCCGGUGUUUUACAAUUGAGUAUGUGAUGCCUACUAAUGUCCAGAUAACAUCUGAGUCCACUGUUAGUGUACUUAAGAUGAUCCGCUCUGCUACACCCUUUCCUCUGGUCAGCCUCUUCUUCAUGUUCAUUGGUUUUGUACUCAGUAAUAUCGGCCAUAUUCGACCACAUCGCACAAUCCUGGCUUUUGUUUCUGGAAUCUUCUUCAUCCUUUCAGGUCUGUCUCUGGUCGUUGGUCUGGUUUUGUACAUCUCCAACAUUAAUGAUGAAAUGUUGAACAGGACCAAAACUAAUGAAGCUUACUUCAGCUACAAGUACGGCUGGUCGUUUGCAUUUGCUGCUAUCUCCUUCCUGCUGACAGAGACGGCGGGUGUAAUGUCAGUGUACCUGUUCAUGAAGCGUUACACAGCGGAAGAAAUGUACAGACCCCAUCAAGGCUUCUACCGGCCUCGCCUCAGUAACUGCUCAGACUACUCUGGCCAGUUUCUCCAUCCAGAUGCCUGGGCAGGACGUGGCCGUAGUCCCUCCUCUAUCUCCUCCGAGGCCUCCCUACAGAUGAACUCCUCCAACUAUCCUGCUCUCCUUAAAUGUCCAGAGUAUGAGCAAAUGUCCUCCUCCCCCUGCUGAGGCAUGAUACCUACGUGAUGGGUCUACGCUUACACUGAUGGGGGUCGUUUUUAUUCUGCCCACAUUUUGGCAUGUAAUUGUCAAAUAAUUUGAUAUCAUCCAUCUUGAAGUCCUCACUUCAGAUGUGUGCAACAUGACCUGACUUCUCUUUGUCCUCUCAACUGCUAAUUUUUAGUUAUAAUUUUGGGAAAGAAGCAAAACAUGAUUUUUUUUCUGUGUUACAGAUGAAAGAGGAAGGUUGUACUUCUAUAUGAUUCUGCUCUAUUUUUUAAUAACUUGUUGCUAGUAGCUCACCAAAUCUAGACAUUAGAACUGGAUAGGUUAAACGAACAUAGAGGCUUUGCAUCUUACAUAAAAAAUACAAACAUAUAGUUGGAAAGUUUACACAGAGAGCAUUAACCCAUCGGUCUUGUUGCCCACUUUAAGUGUUCACAAAACUUUCUCAGGAAUGUUAUUCCUGAAGGUUUAUUUCAUAAAAGUAUUUAUUAAGCUAUAUCAUGGGAUUCCUAUAUAAACUGCACUGAAAUCUGCACUCUGCUGCUGCAAAUGUUCUGUUCACAUCCUUUUUGAGCAUGUUUACAUUAUGUUUUGAAGCGUUAUUAUAUAUUCUCCCUUUUUAUAAGCAAUUACUUUCACAGGCUUACAUGAUGGUAGUAAAUUAUGAAAAGUGGUGACUGAUGUUGUUAUUUUCUCAUUUCUAAUGUCAGAGUAGUUCACUGUAGAUUAUUAUAUUACACAGACCAUCCAGAACUAGAUAUUUUUAACCUCACUUCAUUUGAACCACAGUUUUGCAUUUUAAUUGACUCAGAUACAUGUAAAGCUGCAUUAAAGCUUUUAUUUGGAUUUGUAAAUGACUAUGUGAAUUCAGGCAUACUGUUAUAUGAAAACAAAUAUAACCUUUUCUAUGCACUCAAUUUAUGGUGCAACAAUGCACGGCAACUUUACUUUGUGAACCUGGCAAGACAAAUGCAAUGCAACAAACCCCAUAUGAUACACAAAAACGUCUUCUUAGCCAAGCAGAUAGGUUCAAAAAGUGUAGUAAACUAAUGUUUUUCAAGAAAACAAGCAGCCCGUUGACUGUGGUCAUCAUGUCAUAUAGAUUGGUUGUUAUAGCUUAUGAUGAGACCAACGGGGGAAGUGUGGUGACUAAUUUUUAAAGUGGAAUGUGAUUGUGUCAUGUGGUAUUAAGAACUAUUUUCAUAUAAAGUCAUUGUGAAUGUAAGAUGUGCUGAACGAAAACACUACUAAAAGAGAUUUUCUGCUUAGAAUACCUCUCCAGUUGAGUUAUGCAGUAUUAACCGAAAUUAUAGACAUAUUUUUAUAAUGUAACCCCUCCUGACGAAAGAACAUACAGAUAUGCAGUGAUCUUUACUGCAGCAGGGGUAAUAUUGUGCCCUUGAUGGCAUUUACAUGUAUGCAUUUCAAGCAGUAGUAAGUGUUCACUGAGCAUAUUACACCGAUAUAUUUUGUCUUGUGAAAUCAUUUUACGUUAGUUCAGUAUUUUAUUGAAAUUAUCGUUAUUAUAUAAUGUUGCAUGGUGUAAACUCCACAUGAAAUAAUGUCAUGUAGCAUUCAGUCACUGAAACAUGAUGUUAUGCUUAUUAGAAAAAAAAUCACAGCUCAUCACCACAAACUGCGCCAAGUUCAACUCUCUUUCAAGCAUUGUUUUGGUAAGCUGACCUGUGAACCAGAAAAAGUUGCCAAUUUUAAACCCUGUACUGUACAUAUUAAGUCAUCAGCGUGUACAUAAACUCCUUUUUGUAUAAAUGGCAGUGUAUGUAAAAACUGGUUGUGUUACUGUAUGUAGAUCUGUCUGCGGUAUAUCCAACAGCUGCUUUGCCUCCUGCUUCACAUUAGCAAUGUGAGCUUUUGUAUAACGUUAAGCUUACAUGUAGUGUACAAGUACAUGGUAUCAUAGUCAAACAUGAAACCUGUAUGUGCAUUUUUGCAGUCAGUCAUAUUCACAGUGUUAAAUGUGAAAUGGAUGGUAUAUACUAAAUUAAAUAAAAGUAAUGUGACUUGCUAAA
This is a messenger RNA of Girardinichthys multiradiatus, 3091 nucleotides long. RefSeq names its product voltage-dependent calcium channel gamma-5 subunit. The coding region runs from base 231 to 1064 and encodes 277 amino acids. Gene Ontology annotation, biological process: regulation of AMPA receptor activity; neurotransmitter receptor transport, postsynaptic endosome to lysosome; postsynaptic neurotransmitter receptor diffusion trapping. Gene Ontology annotation, cellular component: AMPA glutamate receptor complex; postsynaptic density membrane. The transcript has 6 exons. The record is from RefSeq and is a predicted model, not a curated record. NCBI's taxonomy places the organism in Eukaryota, Metazoa, Chordata, Actinopteri, Cyprinodontiformes, Goodeidae. Gene Ontology annotation, molecular function: channel regulator activity; voltage-gated calcium channel activity.